Danaus plexippus (monarch butterfly) is the source of this 4885-nucleotide messenger RNA. RefSeq lists its product as uncharacterized. The transcript has 9 exons. Gene Ontology annotation, cellular component: nucleus; cytoplasm; post-mRNA release spliceosomal complex. Gene Ontology annotation, molecular function: mRNA binding. The record is from RefSeq and is a predicted model, not a curated record. The coding region runs from base 229 to 2484 and encodes 751 amino acids. NCBI's taxonomy places the organism in Eukaryota, Metazoa, Arthropoda, Insecta, Lepidoptera, Nymphalidae. Gene Ontology annotation, biological process: regulation of mRNA stability involved in response to oxidative stress.
UAUUGUUAAAAUUAUAGGAAUAUUAUAGUCUAAAGGUCUAAGGGAUAGAAAGUGAUAUUUGUUAUAAUUAAUAAGAUUUUACGAAGAAUAAAUAUUCCCUAAUAUUUUAUGUGAGCCUAUUGUUUGAACAUAAUAAAAUUAGUAUUAAAAAAUGUAAAGGUUUUCAAUAUAAAUUUUGGCAGUAGAGGUAAUACACCUGUGUAACUUGCGUCUUAACGCAUAAAUAAUAUGGAUUCAAAUGAAAAUAACCAAAGUGACCAGGUGAAAGCUUUGGAAUCAUCGGUAUUAAAAUCAGAAGCUGUGAAAGAAGAGCCAGAAGACAAUGAAAAUUCUGAACUCUCAAAUUAUAACAACGUUGAAAAAAUAGAUGUUGAUGCUAAUCCGAGUAAUUUACCAUCAAAUGGCCAGAAACGCAAGAGCCCCGAGAAAUCAUUGCCGGAGAACGAUUGUAAUGAUAACCCAAAUAGCAUAAAAAGACGAAGGUAUACUGAUACGCAAACUGAGGAUCAGGUCGAUCCUAGUAUAGAAGAGGAGCCAAAGUUCUCUUUGAUAGUGAGGAAUGCAAGUUGUGACUGGACAUCACAACAGGUUCUCAACUUCAUCCGGGAUACUUGUGGUGUUCACAUAUCGAAAAUAAACGACAGUAGAGAGGGCAACACGGAUUCAGAUUUUCAAAUUAAACUGAAUUUUGCUUCCAAGGAACAACUUGAUGCAGUUAGGGAGAAAUUAAGAGAGAAAGAGUUUGAAGGAAAACUGACUAUCGCAAUUGAGAGCGAAAUGGUUGAGGGGGCACAAGAAACCAAAGAUGAAAGAGACAGCGAGGCUGACUCCAACGUUAUCACCGGAAUAGGAGAUAGAGACUCACAAAAUGUUGAAAGUCCAUCAAGAAAUAACGAAGAAAACGAAACUGAGUCGAACGAUUUCCACAUAAAGGAAGAUUAUCUUCGUUCGUUAGGGAUUUUGCCACCUAUCACUAAUUGGGUUGAUGUCACGAAUUUUCGCUGUGAUAAAUCAGAGUUGAAGGAAGUAUUGGAGUUGGCAGGUAGGGUAGUAAUGUGCUCUGUUGUCACAUCUCUGCACAGAUAUGCCAAUGCUAUGUACAGCCACCCUCUGGAAGCUGUUCAGGCAGUGUCAAUGCUUAAUGGGCAAAUAUUCUACGGGAAAAAACUUAAAGUCACUAUAAACAGAUCCCCUAACGUUAAAACCUUGUUGCCCAAAGGUCUUGUAAGUGUAGGGCCGGGUUUAGGCAAAUUCGGAAAACCGGUUCGAGAUUUACCUGAUCAAUACAAAAGAUUCAUUCAAGGACAAAACUCUGCGAUUGAUGCGAGUUUGUUCCAACCAGACCUUCUCAAUAGAAUCGGGGUGACCCUCGAUCGGGACAUUAAUUAUUCACGUUCCUCCGGGACUCCUUAUAGUCAAACUAGCCAAACCGAUUUAUGCACAAGAAACAGUGCUGAUUCCAGUGAAAGUUUGUCCCAAAUUUCGCACAUGGAUGAAAAUCAAUUUGGUCCUAUCGGACAAAAACCGAGUUUCCAUAAUACGCCUUUGACGAAUUUUACUGGUCAAAACUGUUCUGUCAAUAUAAACUCCAAUGGCUCAAAUAUUUCAGCGAAUCGAAUGCCUGUCAUGACUACCAGGGAUCCUAGAAGCAACCAGAAUUACAUUUGUCCCCCAGUAUCAAACGAUUCAGAUAGACUUGUUAUUUCCUCUGCUGUUAUAAAUCCCCAACAUCCCGUUUCGGGGCAAAUCAGAGGACCGGGUGCUAUCCAGAAUUCGGGUCGUGUUUUGGGGAUAGCCAGUUCUGGGUCUAUAUCAGGUUCGGGUCUAAUAAAUUAUCCUGGACCUAUGACAAACUCUGGUCCGAUUUCUGGACCUAACCCCAUGCCUGGCCUCGGACCUUUGUCUGUUUCUGGUCCUAUGCCUAGGCCUGGUGUUAUUCGCGGUCCCAUGUCUAUGCCUGGCCCUAUUUCAGGUCCUGGACCUUUAUCAGGACCCGUUCGAGUCCCUGGUCCUGGAAAUCUUCAAUUAAGACAUAGUCCUAUUUCUGGAUGUGCAAGACCUAUGACUCAAGGUCAUCCUUCUGGACCAUUACAAUUAACAGGUCCAAGAGGCCCACGACCCAAUCAAAUGGUUCAUAUUUCAAUAGGCCCUAGAGUACCAGCACCAUUAAAUAGAUUCCCCACUCCUAUAAGUCCUAUGGCAUCACGGCCUUUGGCACCUAGCGGACCUGUUCAGAACGCGAUAAGACCAAAUGGACCACGUCUGAUGACCACAAACGUUCAAAUGUUCAGAAGCGAUCCGGUCACACUACAAAUAAGCAACUUGCCACCGAAUACGAAUUUCCUGAAUCUCGGUCACAAAUUAUCUGAACUAGGUCACGUAGUGUACUUGGAGUUCACAACACCUGGAUGUGCUGUUGUGAGGUUUGCGAACCCAGCUGAUGCUGAUAGAUGCUUUCAGAAUUAUCGGAAUGUUCUAGGAUGAAACUUGCUGAUCAGCGAAUGCCUUAUACCUACAAUCGAAAAUAUGUUGGUGCUGUAUAAGGCGAUGAGAUUUUUCUUUAUCUUAUACAUAGGCUUUGCACUCGCACAUAUAAUAUAUUGUAUAACAUAAAUUAACUCUCCCAAUUCUUCACAACGCGGACUGUUUAUUUCCAGCUUUCCAAUCUCUAUGUCUAGUUUUCAACACGUCAUAAAACGUUUUAUAUAGAGACUUAGUGUCAUAAUUACGUUCAAAGUUAGUUGAAUGCUGAAGAACCUUAGUAUGAAGUACCAUGAAGUACUAAGAAGUUUGAAGUAGGGAUGUUGCGGAUGCCUUUUUUCACAUCCGCGGAUGUAGAGACGGACGGACGGAUGGACAAAAAGCUUUUGUCUCGUUAGCUUAAAAUUUUCAUCUUUUUUUGUUUAAAAUUUAAGUAGUGAGUGAAUUCCUAUAAAUGAUUAACUAUUUUAACUAUAAAAUUUGAAUACGGAAGCAUUAUAUUCAAUGAUACGUAUAAAGGUUGUCGCUUUUUGGCAAUGCAGGUUAUUUGUUGCUAUUAAUCCUUUGCUAUUAAAAAAACUGUGUCUUUGGUAGACUCUCAUAUGGAGCUAAUAAUAAUAUGCGUGUUUUUAGAUAACAGUUUGAAGUCGCGUUGAUUAAGAUUCUACCAUUUAAGUAUUAAGAGAAGUGUCAAUAAAUUAAUUCUCUUCUUAUGUGAGUAGCUUCUUGAAAGUUGCAUCAGAGCUGAAAAUAUCUGGUGUUUCUUUACUCUCACGUCAUUUGGAGAAUUCAGUGUCAUGGCAAUAUUAUUAGACGAGAUGCAAAUACGAAUGAUCGUGUAUACGGAUGUGGAUGCCAACAUUCGCAACAUCCCUAAUUUGAAGUUCCAUAAAUGCUAUUGGAAAGGGUCACUGUUAGCAGAUGCUAAUACAAAGUAUUUAAUUAUAUUUAUAGCCAAUGUGAUCUCGUUAGUCCUAAUACAAGUAGUAUUUUUGUCCACUAACUUAUUAAUUAACGAAUUUUAAGUGAAUACGAAUUUAUUGUUAUAGUAAAAGUCAUUUAAUUUUAAACCUUUAUCAUUUUAUGUAUUCAACAACACAAAAAACACGACUCAUCUGACAGUGCUAUUUCGCAUUGUGUUAGUGUAUUUAGAAUUGUGUGCCAAUGAAAUUGGUUGAUGUGAGGGUAGUUUUAACUCGUGCUAGCUAUAGUCCAUUCAUCACGUGGUACUGUUAUUCUGUAAUGAUUUUAGUCCUAAGUAUUGUAUAAUUUCUCGCAAGUGUGAUGGUAAGGAUUGGUGAUUAUUGAGCUUUGGUAGAGUUUCGUGAAAACUUUGCAAGAUUAGAAAAGACUGAGAGCAUAUUAAGCGGGAAUCUCGUUACGUUUUUGAAUUGUUGCAUUUUAUGUAUAAAGUUGGGAAAGAACAUUUUAGUAAUGUGUAAAUAUAUACAAAAAAAAACUUCCGAUGUUUUGGGGUAUUAAACAUCAUCCUAUUAUUAAGAUGAAUCAAUGAUGAGAGCAUUUUAGAACAAUGUUUACGAAGAUUCGUGAUUUUUUUUUCAAUGUAUAAACAAUAUUUACAGUGUCUAUUAUAAAAAAUCACAACGUCCGGUAUCAUUAUACGUUGUUUUCAGAAUCUUAUUAUACGGCUAUAGACAAUAGAUGGAUGCUUUUUUCUUAUCGGAAAGUCAUUACAAUAUCCAUCAAGGUAUAUAUACAAAAAUAUGUUUCUUCAAGACUGUAACAUCGUCAUUAAUGUUGUAGUAAAAUGAUUAAAAACUUCAUUUAUAAAGUUGAAAGUAUCAUAAUCAUUGCUGAUUUUAACAACUACCCACAUUAUCAUAAAAUGCAAGAAUUAAUUUCAUUGUCUAUUCUCUGCAAGCCGAAACCUAUUUUCUUGUGAGCUUUAAUUUAUUGUUAAAUCUUAAUUAUUUUAUACGAUGCAUUUCUAGUUUAGGUAACUCUUUGGUUGUAUGUAAACCUAUAUAUUUAAAUAUAAGUACUAGCUGCAGUGUCUAAGUAACUACCUAUAUGGAAUUAUAUUCAUUAUAUUUUCAUAUAACUUAUAUGACGUCUACUAUUAAAUAAGGCUUUACGGUUAAGGAUAUAUUAUUAUUUGAUUACAUUAAACAUGUGUGUAUAAAUGCAAUUAAUAUAACUUAAUGAUAUUAGUUCCUUUACUUGUUCACGUUUUCGUCUAGUUUGUUGCUUUUAUAUAAAAAAAUAUAUAUAUAUAAUAUUUUUAAUAUUCUUAAAAUACAUUUAAGUCUUAAAAGACAUUAAAGUCGUUUAAUUUUGCUGUCCUACGUGUUACUUAAAGUAUAUAAGGAUUAGUUGUAAGUCAUUGUUCGUAAAAAAUGGAUGUGAUUAAACCGAAUAAAUAAAUAAUGACUGAAGAAGUGGA